Cucurbitaria berberidis CBS 394.84 is the source of this 732-nucleotide messenger RNA. RefSeq lists its product as uncharacterized. The record is from RefSeq and is a predicted model, not a curated record. The transcript has a single exon. The coding region runs from base 1 to 732 and encodes 243 amino acids. NCBI's taxonomy places the organism in Eukaryota, Fungi, Ascomycota, Dothideomycetes, Pleosporales, Cucurbitariaceae.
AUGGCAACAACCCACGAAAAUGAAUCCCUACCUCCCGCCGACCUCUCCACACCCCCCUCCCAAACCUUCCAAACCCCCAGCAAUGCCCCCCGCCUAGGCAUGCCCUUCGACCGACGCCUCCUCCUCACAACCGCCCUCUCCUUCUUCUCAGGCUUCACACUAGGCUCCAUAGACGCGGGGCACAUGGCAUCUCUACGUUUCCGCGCGGAAAACGCGCACCGCCUCCCCAUCUCCCAGCCGGGCUGGUACCUCUACCACAAGUCGAAAAACUACUACAAGUGGCAACAAGGCGUCUUCGAAGGGCUGCGCAAAGGCGGCUACAUAGCCGCCUGGUCAUCCGUCUUCUUCGUCGUGGAAGAGAGUCUCGACGUGUUCCGGGGCACGUGGAGGGCGGGCCGCACCAUGGCGGAGAUGGAGGGUGUGGAUGAGCUGGAUAUUAAACGGAUUGAUCGCGGGGUGGGGAGCAGUCGGGAUUUCUGGAGUAGCGCUAUGGCGGGCAUGGUUACGGGGGGGUUGUGGAGUGCGUGGCAUCAGUUUCCUGUCUCCAUGGCUGCGCGCACGAUUCGGUUGGGGUUGGUGGUUGGGUUGGGGUAUGGGCUGGGGCAGGAUGGGCUGGUGUUGGCCAAGGAGAAAUGGGUGGGGGAGGGGGGACCUGGUGAGAGCUGGAUUUACAAGGGUGCGAGGAAUAGGCAGAUUGCGGAGGAUGUUAGUAGGAGCUUGGAAAGGGAAUGA